Musa acuminata subsp. malaccensis (wild Malaysian banana) is the source of this 1294-nucleotide messenger RNA. NCBI's taxonomy places the organism in Eukaryota, Viridiplantae, Streptophyta, Magnoliopsida, Zingiberales, Musaceae. The record is from RefSeq and is a predicted model, not a curated record.
CGCCCCAUCCGCCGUCGUCCUACACUCAUCUGCGGUGCCCGCAGCUCUCCUCCCCAUCUUUCCCAUGGCCAUGGCGCUCCCCCUCGCCUAUGCGUCCUCCGUCGUGCAUCCUUUUGAAGCAGGAAGGCUAUCUUUCAGCACCAAGGCCACCAAGCAUAAGAAACAGAUAUAUCAGUUCCGAAACGUUACAAAGGUUCUGGCAUACUAUGGCCUAACAAACCCUCCGUAUAAACUAGAUGCAUUGGAACCAUACAUGAGCAGGAGGACGCUGGAACUGCACUGGGGCAAUAUUCAUCGAGGUUAUUCAGAUAGCUUGAAUAAGCAGCUUGCUAACAGCCCAUUGUAUGGUUGCACAAUGGAGGAGCUUAUCAAAACCACAUUCAACAAUGGCAACCCAUUACCAGAAUAUAAUAAUGCUGCCGAGGUUUGGAACCAUGAUUUCUUCUGGGAAUCAAUGCAACCUAAUGGUGGAAGGUUGCCAUGGGGAGGUGUGCUUGACCAGAUUGAAAAGGACUUUGGUUCAUUCUCUAACUUCCGAGAUGAAUUUGUACAUUCAGCUAUGAUGCUUUUCGGAUCUGGCUGGGUGUGGCUUGUCUUGAAAACCAAUGAAAGAAGACUUUUGAUAGUUAGAACAUCAAAUGCACUUUGUCCACUUGUUUGGGGUGAUAUUCCAAUCAUCAGCCUGGACAUGUGGGAGCAUGCAUAUUACUUGGACUACAAGGAUGACGUGAGCAAAUAUGUUAAUAACUUCAUGGACCAUCUUAUCUCCUGGCAUUCAGCCACAACACGUAUGGUUCGUGCUGAGGCUUUUGUAAAUCUUGGAGAGCCAAAGAUUCCAGUUGCAUGAGAAGCGAAAGUUAUAUCUUAUGGAGACAUCUUUUGGAUAUUUGACUGAGUGCAGUCUAAAGUUUUACAGGUCCAGUAUUCUGCAUCUCAGGUUUCUUUGUGCGGAGUGCUCUGAUUAUAGCUUGAGCAGAGAAAAGAUUAGAUGGAAGCAUGAAACUAGCGCACGAGGUUGAACCGCAGCCACCCAAAAUUGUUUAAGAGAUUAAAACUAUGCUCGGUGGCAUCUCUCUCCAAUGUAGCAUUGCUAUUUCGGAAUCCUGAUUGCUGGGUUGCUUGCUGAGCUAGGGCACAGGUGUUUGUUUUCUGGUGCUUACCAGAUAGAGGUAAAUGUGAACUCACUAGAGGUUUGGCUAUAUAUCUAAUUUGAUACAGUUCAAACUACUGUAUUUUUUGUUUGUAUUCUUGCUCGAUAAAUGUUCACCUCUGCAACGGCAGACUCUUGCUUUAA